Morone saxatilis (striped sea-bass) is the source of this 2876-nucleotide messenger RNA. It is a transcript of the gene fitm2, whose product is annotated as fat storage inducing transmembrane protein 2. The record is from RefSeq and is a predicted model, not a curated record. The transcript is spliced from 2 exons. The coding region runs from base 33 to 815 and encodes 260 amino acids. Gene Ontology annotation, biological process: phospholipid biosynthetic process; lipid droplet organization; lipid storage. Gene Ontology annotation, cellular component: endoplasmic reticulum membrane. NCBI's taxonomy places the organism in Eukaryota, Metazoa, Chordata, Actinopteri, Moronidae.
GUCACCGGCUCGCCUGCUCAGCGGACGUGAACAUGGCGGCGGUGGAUGUCAUUGUGAACAACCUGGUGACUCUCUGGAGGAUCCCGGCCGUCCGGCAGAACUUCCACUGGAUCUUCCUGCUCAUCUCCGUCGUGGGUUCGAUCCUGAAGGAGCUGCAGCUCGUACCGCAGACGUACUUCAGCAGCAGCAGGAAUGCGCUGAAUGUGUAUUUUGUGAAAGCGUCCUGGGGAUGGACGCUGCUGCUGCUGACGCCCUUCCUCCUCCUCUCCAACUCCUCCUUCAGCAGAAGCGCGUACUUCCUCGGCCGGCGGCUGCUGUCUCUGGCGGUGGCCACGGCCGUCUGGUACGUCUGCACCGAGACCUUCUUCUACAUCGAGGACGCGACCGGCUCGUGUUUUGAAACCGACGCCGCGGACGUUCUCAAGAAGGAGUUCACAACCAAAGUCAGCUGCAGGCAGGCGGGCUUCCGCUGGCACGGCUACGACAUCUCGGGACACUCCUUCAUCCUGGCCUACUCCGCUCUCUUCAUCGUGGAGGAAACGGCUCCCAUGGCGUCCCUGAAGACCGCCAGCAUCUCGGCGCUGCCCAAGCUGGUCCUCAACCUGCUCUACGUGGCCUUGAAUCUGAUAGUGAUCAUUUGGGUGUGGAUGUUCGCCUGCACCUCUGUUUACUUCCAUGACCCGUCUCACAAGUUGCUCGGGACCGUAUGCGCCCUGCUGGGGUGGCAUCUGACAUAUCGUGUUUGGUAUCUAAAACCUUUGUCGCCAGGACUCCCCCCUCAGCGCCACCCGAAAGAACAGAAACAGCACGCCUAAGCUGCAGUCAUACCUUCCUGUACAACGCCGUCGCCAAUGUCGUAGCCAUCCUCCGAACAGUCGAUGUUAUCUGUCCUCGGGUCCAAGCUGGCAAUGCUAUUUUAAGCUAUUUUAAGUUAUUCCCUCCUCACAGAAAGGACGGUUUGUACAGGACCACUGGCUCGCAGUUCCUUCGUGGUCGUUUGGCAGCUGCUGUUCCCAAAAUGACUCUUGGUAAUCCGAGAUAAAAGCAAGACGCUGCUCUGCUGCCCAGCUUCCAGCCUCUCACCUUCAGGCUCAGCGGCCGCGCACUGCUACACCAUUGUCUCCCAGUUUGUUGCCUUAUAGUGCUUUACUCAGAGUAAUCACAGUUUUUAGACGUCUGAGUGGGAACACUUUGAGAAUGUUUACAGCUCCAGUUGUGUAGCACUGAUGACGUGUGUGUGUGUGUGACCAACUAAUGUUCCGUAGCUGUUCAUUUUUGUCCUUUUUAAUAGGAAACUACCGACUGAACAAAGUCAGAUCAGACACAUUUCAUUUCAAUGAGCUGUCUAUUUUUUAUCACAUGGUUUUCUGGUUAGUGUGACAACAGUUUGUGUUAAGUUUGCUCAGAGGAUGUUGAGCUUGAAUAGCAGAUGUAAAGGUAAUUUUAAUGUGUCAUGAUGCGUGGAGUGUAAUUGUAAGCCAACCCUGCAAGUGCAAAUUAUUAAUAUUAUUAAUAUGUUGUAAAGGUUGAAGAUGGAAAUAUCGACAGUUAUUUCCGUUAUAGAUAAUCUGAUGGUUAUUUUAAAAAUGUUCACACAGGUGAUCUUCAGGUGUCUUGUUUUGUCCGAGCAACAAUCCAAAACCCAAAGACAUUCACUUUACUAUCACAUAAAGCAAAGAAAAGGAAAAAAAACUUGAAAACAAGCCACAUUCAAUUUCUGAUGAUGGACUAAUCCAUUAAUCAACUAAUUGUUUUAGUUGUAAUUUUAUUUAAUGUCAACACCAACAUGAAAUGACCAAAACUGAAUUUAACCCACUAACUAGUACUGUAUUAUAAAUAUUGCCAAAGUCUGAUAUAUCUCUUCAUCUGUGCCACAGAGUUGCAGCUUUAAACAAUUAAAAACACAAUUCACACACACACACACACACACCCCGUCCUGCUGCCAUAAAUACUCACUAGAUUACCAAAUGUGUAUGAGUCCGCAUGUGAAAAUAGUCCCGAACAAAUGCUCUAUUUGUUUAAAUCUACAGUGCCAAGCUGCUACGGGAAAUAAUUUCUAGUUUAAAAACUGAAAGUUUCUAAUUGUUGUUAAAGAUUUCGUCCUCCUGAGUGCCGCAGACAGUAAACCUGUUAAGUAUUAAAGGAUGGAUUAAAACAUUGAAGGUUUUGGUCUUUUCAUGGGAUUUGUUGACAAUAAGGAUGCCAAUAGAGUAACGCCAGCCUUGUCCUGUAAUGAGGUAUUUGGGAAACGUAGGUUCAUGUAAAUCAUAGCAGUGUUUUUAAUGAUAUUAACGAUUUUAUAAAUCAAAAAAGUGACGUGUUAAAAACACAAUCUCUCUCUAGAGUGCAGGGAACAUGGUGGGUUUUGGUGAAAUCAAAUAAAACCAGGAUCUGUGUAUUCCAUUUUUCAUUAUUUAUUUGUCAUUGAUGGCAACUGAAUAAAUUAAGGCUUAUGAACAAACAUCAUAAAAAGCACCAUAAAUAAAUGCAUAUAUAGAAAUAUAAAAAAUAAAAAGUAAAAAAUAAAAAAAUACUAUAGUGAAAUAUAAUGGCCACAAAUCACAACUAGGAUUUCUCGACUUUCUCUCGACUUUGUGUGUUCGGUACAGAAGUACAGAUCCAAACCCCUCAGGUAGCAUGAUUUCAGUCAGAAGAAGCAGUGGAGUCGGAACAGAUCGCAGUAAUCAAAAUGCACCAAGCGUUCACAAUGAUUGGCUGGUUAUGAAGUUUCUUGACGUUGUCAUCGGCUGUCAGUGAAUAAAAUAAGUGAAUGUUUCAGCAUCGAAAAGUCAACAUAAAUAAGCACAUUUUAUGAUUAAAUCACAACAGGAAAUCGUACUUUACACCUUUUGUGUCGUCUUGCUUGCUUCAAAACU